Macadamia integrifolia is the source of this 805-nucleotide messenger RNA. Its product is annotated as transcription and mRNA export factor ENY2-like. The record is from RefSeq and is a predicted model, not a curated record. NCBI's taxonomy places the organism in Eukaryota, Viridiplantae, Streptophyta, Magnoliopsida, Proteales, Proteaceae. Gene Ontology annotation, biological process: poly(A)+ mRNA export from nucleus; positive regulation of DNA-templated transcription; regulation of transcription by RNA polymerase II. Gene Ontology annotation, molecular function: transcription coactivator activity; chromatin binding. Bases 180 to 515 code for a protein of 111 amino acids. The transcript is spliced from 5 exons. Gene Ontology annotation, cellular component: SAGA complex; nuclear pore; DUBm complex.
GAUUUCACCGUGAAUUGUACCGUUUAACGGAAAUCGCACCGUUUAAAACCCUUGCCUUAUGUGUAUAAGGUCGGUGCAGACUGCAGAGUGUAUAUUUUCCCAUCAACGAGCUGUUAACGACGUUGGAGUCGCACUUUCCUGAGAUCUCCUUUGCUCGAAGCUUUGAAACAACUAAAAAAAUGAGGGCUUCUAUCAACCGCCCACCAACACCAGAUGCAGAGGAAGACAAAGAAAAAGAACUAACUCUUCAAGAGAUCAUCAACGUCAAAUUAAUUGAGAGUGGGGAAAAGGAACGGUUGAAGGAGCUUCUAAGGGAAAGGCUUAUUGAAUGUGGGUGGAGAGAUGAAAUGAAAGCUCUUUGCAGAGCCUUUUCUAGGAAGAAGGGAAGGAAUAAUGUUACUGUGGAUGACCUUGUAAACGUAAUCACGCCUAAGGGCAGAGCCUCAGUUCCUGAUUCUGUAAAGGCUGAGCUGUUGCAGCGCAUCCGAACGUUUCUAGUGUCAGUAGCUCUUUGAUCCUGACAGCCAAGUUCUCUCUGUGUUUCUGCUAUGAUGUAUUUCUCUUAUUUAAUAGUCCAGAGGGUGUCAUUUGCAGAGUCAUUCCUCUUGACUUAAGGUCGUGAUAGAAGUCUACUGUCUUUGAUCUGAAUUGCAGGUGUUCCUUGGAUAUGAGAAACCGUUAGAAUUUUAGUCUAAACUACCUGUUUAUAUUGAAACAAAGUGAAGGGUGCUAAGGUUGUUUAUACAGAAGUCUUCUACUGAAACGUUUCAAAUGGAAUUGUUAUCAAUAAGUUACGUUUACCUUA